CACAGAAGAAGCUCCUUGAUUUACGAUGACUAUUCAAAGAGUUGUGUCACUUCCCAAUCUGGUAUAAAGAAAUGGAAGUUGUUUCUUUUCUGAUACAGGCGAGGGAAGAAAGCGGAAAAUCAAAAUAUUUCAACAAGUCCUUACCCACUUCUGCUUCUUGAUUCUCUUUUAAAUAUUUUGAUGUGAAAGUUCUUCAACCUUCAUGAGUUGCUCACUACCCACUUGUCUAAUUAGAUCAAGAAGUGAUGUAAUCGCGGUGUUUUAGGUGAGAGGGGGAGGGGAAGGGGGAGAGGGAGAGGGAGAGGUAGAAGCAAAUGGAGAAGGCGUUCUUGGAUGUGAUGCUGGUUCCAACUUCGCUGGUGGUGAUGUUUGGGUACCAUCUGUUCCUGCUCUAUAGAAUCCUGAGGCGGCCGGAGACCACAGUCGUCGGCUAUGAGAACCACAACAAGAUGGAGUGGGUUGAGAGGAUGAUGCAGGGAGGUCCAGAGGCAACAAGGACAGCAUUAGCAGUUAUCGCUACCAACUUAUCGGCCGCAACAGUUUCGGCAUCCCUGUCGAUCGCACUCGCCUCCCUGAUCGGCGCUUGGAUCGGAAGCAACUCCCUCUCCUCCAAGUUAUUCACAGGGGCCGUCAUCUAUGGCGAUGUGUCUCCGUCCACGGAGGGCGUCAAGUACGUGACUCUGCUCGCCUGUUUCCUCCUCGCCUUCACCUUCUUCAUUCAGUCUGCGAGACACUUCGUCCAUGCCAACUUCCUCAUCAGCACCCCCGGCUGCGAAAUUCCGGUCACUUACGUCCAGCGCGCCGUCGUCUGGGGCGGCAACUUCUGGUCCCUAGGCCUGAGAGCUCUGUAUUUCGCCACCAUCUUCUUGCUUUGGAUCUUUGGUCCAAUCCCCAUGUUCGUGACCUCGAUUUUCAUGGUGACUACCCUCCAUGUGUUGGACACUAACUCGACUCCACUGCUGCAAUAUGGAGCCCCAAAGAAGGGAACUGACCUGAGGGAGCAACUGCACCUCCAAGGCCACCAUGGUGUAGCGGAGGCACUGUAGCCACUUGGGUCUCCUUGAAAUAAGACGAGAAAUCGGUAGCAUGUCAGGAGAUUGAAUCCUCUUUGGUAGUCAAAAGUAAAGUUUAAUGAGGUUCUCUUUUCAGGAAAGUGUUUAUUAAAUGUCUAGUGCUGAGGCGCUGGCGCUUCUGAUUCCUGCAGCUUUUCCAUGGUCUUGAUCUCUUUUUGUCUCUCUGCGGUUUUUAAAUCACCUUUUCUUCUUCCCUCGCGUGCGCCGGGAAUUAGCACUUGAUGAGAAGCUGAGUGGUAUGAUCAGUAAUCAAUCCAAACUAUUAGAAGGGAAACUCCAGAAUCUUUUCCCUAGUCGAAUCCGCAGAAUGUAUAUCAGGUGUUGCCCUGCA
Nymphaea colorata (pocket water lily) is the source of this 1404-nucleotide messenger RNA. RefSeq lists its product as uncharacterized. The coding region runs from base 315 to 1046 and encodes 243 amino acids. The record is from RefSeq and is a predicted model, not a curated record. The transcript is spliced from 2 exons. NCBI's taxonomy places the organism in Eukaryota, Viridiplantae, Streptophyta, Magnoliopsida, Nymphaeales, Nymphaeaceae.